Plasmodium vivax (malaria parasite P. vivax) is the source of this 1776-nucleotide messenger RNA. RefSeq lists its product as hypothetical. The coding region runs from base 481 to 1776 and encodes 431 amino acids. The record is from RefSeq and is a predicted model, not a curated record. The transcript has a single exon. NCBI's taxonomy places the organism in Eukaryota, Apicomplexa, Aconoidasida, Haemosporida, Plasmodiidae.
GUGCCAAAUUUGUUAGACAAAAAAUUUUGCUUGUUUUUGUGAAUUAGCAGGAAAAAAAACGUGCAUUUUGUAAUGUACAUAUAUGUAUAUAUGUUUAUAUGUUUAUGUAUACACGCCCACAUACCUGUGUGAGAUAGCACCCGUGCAUGCGUAGUUACCCCUGUCCGUUUUUGCAACUUCCAAAUUGGGAGCCAACAAUUUAGGGCUGGUCAACCAUUCCCACCGAAAAAAUAAAAGGUGCUAGAAGUUAGCACACGCAGUUGCGCCUUUCAAUUUUUCUCUGAAGAGAAACCCAGCUGUCAGUCACUGGCUUAUUGUUUAGUAGGCAUACAUCUUCCUUCCCCAUACCCCCUCCCGCCUAGUGCAUGCGAAGGCAUUUUAAAAUACAUUUGUGGUAAGUAGAAUUGGACAAAUUUUGGGUCGUCAUUCCUGAGCCCCUCCCAUUUGAACAUUUUUUCUUCCCCCUUUUUGGAAAACAAAAUGGUAAGAAGUGUGAAAUCCAAGGUAACGCUGUCACUUGCGUUUUUUCUGUUAACCUGUUUGUCGCCACAUGGGGAAACGAAUUGUCAAUCGCUUUUGCCCGUGUCCUACGCAACGCACCAGUUGUACUCGUUUGACAAGUUGACUCCCGUGGAGGUAAAAAGCGACUUGAAGAAGACCUUAGGGAGUUUUAUAGCUAGCAAGUUAAAGGACUUACAAAGGAAGUUUUACGACUACAAGGGUUAUGGCACCCAUGGGCGAGGCAGUAGUGAUGGGCAGGGAGAAGUUCUAAAAAGCGACUACGACGCCUCACUCGAAGAAGAAGUGAAAGCACUGCUGGGGCAGGCAAAAAACAAGAGAUACCUAUCCAAACGAAUAAAGGACUCGCAUGAUCGUGCUUUGAAAAAUUUAAAAAGGAGUAGCAAUGGAGAAGGGAGCGAUGAAGAGAAAACGAGAAAACUGUUGCAACAUAACUUAGAACAAAUAAAUUACCUGAAUAAAAAGUCGCAUUACCUGGAGAGCAAAGCAGAAGAGCUAAAAAGGCAUUUGAAAAGUGGCAACAAUAAAAAUUACAAUUAUGAACAGCAAGGCAGGAGCUGUGAUAUUCACAAAACGGGGAAAUUAAAAUUUGUCACUUCUUCUAAUGGGUUAAAACAUUCGAUUGACAAUGUACAGGGGAAAAUUAACAACUCUGGCUUUACCAUUUUUUAUAAAAAUAAAAAAAAAAUGACCUACUUGUGGAAUGCUUUGGAGCUACCUAUCAAAUUAAUUGGCAGUGUGGAGCAGUGCUUUCUUUUUGCAUACAAAAAUAGUAACCAAAUUUUAUGUACAGACAGUAGGCUAAAAACAGCUUCUUGGGUUAAUAGCCUGGCAGAGGCCUCCACUUGUUAUCACUUUGGCAUAAGAGGAAUGCUUGUUAACACAAAUAAUGUUAAAAGUGUGCAGGAGAAGAUUGGGAAAAAUAGGAAAAAGGAUGCGGGUGACAAACUGUUAGUAGUCGAUUUAAAGCCCGAGGAGGGGACAACUCGGGUGUUUGUGAAUGACCGCGAGCAGAAUGUGCAGGACGCCAAUGGGGGCGUGAUUGAUUUGAAUAAAAUCAAGAAGAACAUGGAGGAUGAGGAGAAGAAGAGGCGGGGCACUCGGGAGGAAGUUCCCUCUGGUGCGGAAGCGGGCGAGGAGGAAAUGGGCGACGCGGAAGUCGUUGACGAGGAUGCAAGCAAUGACAGUGGUACCACUGAUGACGGCGAUGCUACUGAUGACGGCGGUGCCCAAGCGGGUGACGAGGAUGCAGAAUAA